Messenger RNA from Pocillopora verrucosa, 1966 nucleotides. RefSeq names its product putative exosome complex component rrp40. Gene Ontology annotation, molecular function: RNA binding. NCBI's taxonomy places the organism in Eukaryota, Metazoa, Cnidaria, Anthozoa, Scleractinia, Pocilloporidae. Gene Ontology annotation, biological process: U4 snRNA 3'-end processing; exonucleolytic trimming to generate mature 3'-end of 5.8S rRNA from tricistronic rRNA transcript (SSU-rRNA, 5.8S rRNA, LSU-rRNA); TRAMP-dependent tRNA surveillance pathway. Gene Ontology annotation, cellular component: nuclear exosome (RNase complex); cytoplasmic exosome (RNase complex). The record is from RefSeq and is a predicted model, not a curated record.
AAGAGUCUUGAUCAUGUUUAAAGCUUGAAGAGGUCGGCAGCCAGGAAAUCUAAGACGCGAAGUCGGGGAGGAUCCUGGAAACUAAUAGCAGCUGAUUUCUGAGCCGCCGGUCGACAAUCAGCGGAUCUUCUAUCAAAGAUGGCGGACAAAAGUGUUGGAAGUCUUUUAAACCGCGUUGUGUUGCCUGGCGAUGUUAUCGGUAGUGUAGCUGAUUUGGAAGGAAUACUUGAAGGGAAAAACAAAAUCAAGCUCGGUCCAGGCUUAAGAGAAGUAAAUGGCGUGAUCAUGGCCUACAAAGCGGGGGUUUUUAGACAUCGAAACCCGUCAAUCUACAUGAUCGAUUGCAAUCAAAGAAGGUACAUUCCAGUGAAGGAAGAGAAAGUCAUUGGAAUCAUAACAAACAGAGGCUCUGAUAGUUACAAAGUAGACAUUGGAGGGGCAAUGCCUGCAUCAUUACCAAGUUUAUCAUUUGAGGGAGCCACUAAGAAGAAUAAACCUAAUCUUCAGAUAGGGGAUAUUGUUUACGCCAGGCUUUGUGUUGCAAAUAAGGACAUGGAACCUGAACUGGAUUGCACAGAUGGCAGUGGAAAAAGCACUGGUCUGGGACAGCUGUCUGGAGGCUUUAUGAUCAAUUGUUCACUUGGACUUUCAAGAAAACUGCUCAGCAAAGAAUUUGUUCUUCUAAAAUGUCUUGGAAAGCACUUCCCAUUUGAAUGCACUGUGGGAAUGAAUGGGAGAGUGUGGAUCAAUUCAUCAUCAAUACCUCAUACGAUUACUGUUGCCAAUGCUGUGUCGAACUCUGAAUACAUGAACAACAAUCAAAUCGAGACAAUGGUGAAACAGCUUGUGAAAGGAAUACAGUCAUAAGAACAGCAUAAAUCUUAUCCUCUGAGUAAUUUUCUUGAAUUUCUUGAUGGAAAGAACAAGGAAACAAAAAACCACCGUUUUGAAAAGUGAUACUGUAUUUAAGAUUAAUCUCAAGAUUUAACUAUCCAUGUAUCUCUCAGUUAGUAAAUUUACUAUGAUCAGUCAAUUUAAUGGGCCAUAUUUCAUCGUACAGCCCGCUGAAUUCAAAAUUUGUUUGUACGUAAGUCUCCCCCCUGUAUUUGAACCCUGAGAUAUAAUAUCUCACUAAGUUGUUUUCUUGGUCUGUGUUGUCAGUUACAGAACCUCCCUUUUUUUUUGCUCAGAUUUAUAACCUGUGCACUUUGCACCUGGGUCAUAAAUUCAAGCACAGAAAAGUUGGUCCAUGACUUAUAGUGCCAACUUCUAACUCAGAGCUUCACAAUGCGUGAAUGGAAUACACAAAAUCACUUCAAAGAGUUCUUCAUAAAAUCAGUUGGGAUCUCUGAGGAAAGUAUGGGUGUUCAAAAGUGCCUUUCGAAGAGGUCAUGGCAAUUGUAUUGCAUUGUAUUUCAAGUAUAUUGCUCACCGCAACUACACCUGCAAGAGACAUUUUGUUUAAAAAAACCGAGUCUCACUUUUAAUCUUUAAAUAUUUCAGACAAUUUGUAUUUCAUAACGCAAAAAGGAUCAUGGUAUAUUUACUUUGUCUAAGUCUUGCCUUUAAAAAAAGAUUGUAUGUUCAUUCAGCAUAAAAAUAGAAAAUAUGUUUAUAUAACACGAUAAACAACCCAGUUGUAACUUUUUAGGUGAGCUUCUCCACAGAGGAUGAAACAAGCUUCUUGACUGAUAUUUCUCCAUUGACAACCUUCUCUCUGAUGGAGUCCUUGUGUUUCGGGAUGAAAAUCAAAGAACGUAUCUUCCUCUUGUAGGUGUUGUUUAUAAGUCUACCAAAUGUGUUGAACACAAUUUUCACUAUAAGCUCGGGUAAAUUUUCUGAUGGCUGAAAAAUAAGAAAAGGAGAGACAGUAAUCAAGUGAAGAGUCAAAUUCUCAACCAGGCUGUGCGAUUAUUUAAGAUCAGUAUAUUUUUUGCGUGGAAAUGUCAGAGCUAGAGGGUAUUGA